AUGGCCAUGAUUCUGGAACCGGAAAGACGACUCCCGCUAUCGAACCAAGACCUCCUUUCCUAUGUGUUUGACCAGCCCGCAUAUGAUCGGACGAAAUCAAUCUACAUCGACGCCCACAACCCGUCCCGCUCCAUAUCAUGGAACCAGGCUCGAACAAUCAUCCGCCAGCUGAUCAAGGGACUGCGGAACUCGGGACUACAAGAUGGAGAUUGCGUGGCAGUCCAUUCGCUCAACAAUAUUUAUUAUAGUGUCGUCGUACUAGCUAUUAUAGGAUCCGGAGGUAUCUUCACCGGCACCAACCCCUCUUAUACAGCAGGGGAACUCCAACAUCAUCUCAAGACCUCUAGAUCCAAGUUCGUAAUCUGCGAACCUGAGUUCGUGUCUUCAUUGUUGGAAUCGGCAAAACAAGCCAGUAUCCCCAAUGAGAACAUCUGGGUCUGUGAUGCCACUGGAGAUGCUACCCUUUCAUCUGGUCUGCAAUCCUGGACACUACUUCUAAAACAAGGUGAAUGCGACUGGGUCCGCUUCAACGACCUAGCCAUCGCGAAGAAAACAACCGCAGCCCGAUUCUUCAGCAGCGGCACCACAGGUCUCCCGAAAGCAGUGGAAAUAACGCACCACAACCUACUCGCCCAGCAUUCUCUUGUUUUUGAAGCUCACCCAAGGCCGUAUUCCGUGUCCCAUCUAAUCGUCCUCCCUGCCUUUCACGCAGCCAUUGCUCCCCUCAUGCAUAUCGGGGCCCUGCGAUCGGGAUACGUGAUGUACAUCAUGCGCCGGUUUGAGCUCAACUCAUAUCUUGAAUUCGUCGAAAAGUACAACAUAACGGAUCUGAUUGUCGUGCCGCCUAUCCUGACAGCCAUCUUGAAGUCAGAACAUCCAGAGACAGAGAGGUGUCUGAAAAAGGUGAAGAAUAUCGUCUGUGGUGCUGCGCCUUUGGACAAAACUAUACAGACUCAGGUCCGCAACCUACUAUCCAACGGCGUGCCACUAACCCAAGCAUGGGGUAUGACCGAGACGUGUUGCGCGUCGAUGAUAUUUCCAUAUCCAGAGGAAGAUGUUACGGGUUCUAUAGGACGGCUAGUUCCAAACGUUGAGGCCAAGUUGAUCGAUGAUGAAGGUAGAAAUAUAUCUUCAUACAAUGUCCCCGGUGAGCUCUGCAUCCGCGGCCCUACCGUAACACCCGGCUACUUCGAUAAUGCCUCUGCGAACAGCUCCGCCUUCGAUGACGACGGCUGGCUUAAGACAGGGGACAUUGCAAGCCGCGACGAGGCCUCCGGGAAAUGGUAUAUUGUUAACCGGAAGAAGGAGCUUAUCAAAGUCAACGGGUUUCAGGUUGCGCCGUCGGAGGUGGAGGCAGUUCUGCUGUCUCAUCCGGGGGUAGCGGACGCGGCCGUUGUUGGAGCUCGUAAUCCCGGUGAUGGGACUGAGAGGCCUUGCGCAUUUGUUGUGCCUAAUCUGGGGGAGAAGGUUACUGGUGCUGAGUUGAAGCUGUAUGCCGCUCGGCUGUUGGCGAAGUAUAAAGAGCUAUCCGGCGGAGUGAGGUUUGUGGAGGCGAUACCGAGGAAUGCGAGUGGGAAGAUUCUUAGGCGGGUGUUGAGGGAUCUGUGCGAGGGUAAUUCUGGCGCAGAGUCGAAGUUAUAG
Aspergillus caelatus is the source of this 1641-nucleotide messenger RNA. RefSeq names its product acyl--CoA ligase. Bases 1 to 1641 code for a protein of 546 amino acids. Gene Ontology annotation, biological process: secondary metabolic process. The record is from RefSeq and is a predicted model, not a curated record. Gene Ontology annotation, molecular function: CoA-ligase activity. NCBI's taxonomy places the organism in Eukaryota, Fungi, Ascomycota, Eurotiomycetes, Eurotiales, Aspergillaceae. The transcript has 5 exons.